Molecule: messenger RNA, 918 nt
Organism: Melanotaenia boesemani (Boeseman's rainbowfish)
Lineage: Eukaryota; Metazoa; Chordata; Actinopteri; Atheriniformes; Melanotaeniidae
Exons: 7
Coding region: 86-658 (190 amino acids)
Source: RefSeq, a predicted model, not a curated record
GUUUUUCUAAUGCAAAGAGUACUCGGUUAAGCAAAGCAGAGCAGGUCAUUGCCUGAGUCUGCAUGUGGAGCGUAAGUCCAGGAAAAUGACAAGAGCAGUUGGAUUGUUUUAUCCUUUACUCAGCCAUCUCUUCUUGGUUUGUAUAGGCUUAUCCUGUGUACCUUCCGAGUGUAAAACAUGCAACAUCUCAGCAGAGUGUUGUCGAAAUCACCUUAACAACAACAAUCAGUGCAGUAAUGUCUUCAACGUAUCUAUCAACAGCACUAAAUCCGAACUGUCAGAAGGUGAUGAGGUCAACCUAACAUGUGUCCAUAACCUUCCUUCUCUGAAUCUGACAUUUGCGUGGUUCAAGAAUGGGGAAAAAAUUACAGAUAAAAAUGAAGCCACACUUAAUUUUACGAAGAUUCUUUCAGCUGACACUGGCGAAUACGUCUGCUCUGUGAACAGCAUAUGUGGCUCUUGCAAGUCUUUGCCACUGAAUGUCACUGUACCAAAUGAAUCUAUCAUCAUCAUGGUGAUCUGUGGUGUUGCAGCAUUAGUUCUGGUCAUUGGAAUGGGGCUGGCAAUGAAGUUCAAGCUGAACAGAGACAAUGCUAAGCACAAAGCGAGGAUGAGACAGAGGGAGCAGGCUCAGCAGAACAACGGUCCAUCAAGAUGAUUCAGAAUAACAAACAGCUUAUCUCAUUCAAAUGUAAUAAAUACUAACCUUGUUUAAUAAUUCACUGUAGUGGUAUUUGAUGUAGAAAUAAAAACUCUUCAAUCUCUGAGUCUAAGUGUGUGUCAUGAUGGGGGCUGGUUACAAGCAUACAUACGAGGCAUAUUCACAAUUUAACACUACAGCCGCGUUGGUCCGUAAAGUUAAAUAAAAGGGCCUCGAAAUGUUUUAAUCCAGACGCAGGAUAGAGAUUCUCGCACUAA